CCAAAAUCCUGCAUUUUAGCGAAUACAAUACCAAAUAAAAAUCUAUUAAAUCAGAGCAGACAGAAUUUUGUUAAAAGCAAUGCAGAGAUUUAUAGCGAGAAGGGUAUUAUCGGAAACCAAAUCAUUCCCGUCAUCUCGCUGCUUCUUUUCUCAGCUUGCACAGAAAGAAUCAUCAUCAUCUGUUCAUGAAAAUGAGGUUUUUAUCCCAAAAAUGCCACCUUUUGAUUACUCUCCUCCGCCGUACACCGGUCCCUCCGCCGCCGAGAUCAUAGCCAAGCGUAAAGAGUUUCUUAGCCCUUCCAUAUUCCAUUUCUACGACAAGCCUCUGAACGUGGUGGAUGGGAAGAUGCAGUAUUUAUUUGACGAGAACGGGCGUAGAUACGUUGAUGCUUUUGGAGGGAUUGCGACGGUGUGUUGCGGUCACUGCCAUCCUGAGGUUGUGGACUCAAUAGUCAAACAAAUCAACCGCAUACAACACUCUACUGUACUUUACCUUAAUCAUGCCAUCUCUGAUUUCGCUGAGGCCUUGGCCUCUAAAAUGCCUGGCAAUCUCAAGGUUGUCUUUUUUACAAAUUCAGGGACUGAAGCGAAUGAGUUGGCUAUGAUGAUAGCCAGAUUAUAUACAGGUUGUAAUGAUAUAAUAUCGUUGAGAAAUGCGUAUCAUGGGAAUGCUUCAGGGACAAUGGGUGCUACUGCACAAUCUAAUUGGAAAUUCAAUGUUAUUCAGAGUGGAAUUCAUCAUGCCUUGAACCCAGACCCAUAUAGAGGUGUGUUUGGUUCAGAUGGAGAGAAGUAUGCAAGAGACGUCCAAGAGAUUAUUGACUUUGGAACUACUGGCCAUGUUGCUGGAUUUAUAUCUGAAGCUAUACAGGGAGUGGGCGGGAUUGUAGAAUUGGCCCCAGGUUACUUGCCUGCCGCUUAUAACAGUAUUAGAAAAGCUGGAGGUGUUUGUAUAGCGGAUGAGGUUCAGUCUGGUUUUGCUCGCACAGGAAGUCAUUUCUGGGGAUUUGAAACUCAGGGUGUUGUUCCUGACAUAGUGACAAUGGCAAAGGGUAUUGGGAAUGGUAUUCCUCUUGGUGCUGUGGUGACAACUCCAGAGAUUGCUGAAGUAUUAACUCGCCGCAGUUACUUCAACACAUUUGGGGGCAAUCCUGUAUGUACUGCUGCUGGGCUUGCUGUUCUGAGAGUGAUUGAGAAAGAAAAUCUUCAGGAAAAUGCAUCAAUUGUGGGGUCCCACCUGAAAAACAGACUAAAUGAGCUCAAAGAUAAAUAUGAAAUUAUUGGAGAUGUGAGGGGAAAAGGAUUGAUGCUGGGAGUUGAACUAGUAACUGACCGCCAACAGAAAACUCCUGCAAAGGCUGAAACUUUACAUAUAAUGGACCAGAUGAAAGAAAUUGGCGUCUUGGUUGGAAAAGGUGGAUUCUAUGGAAAUGUGUUUAGAAUUACACCUCCCCUCUGUUUCACUAAACAAGAUGCAGAUUUCCUUGUCGAUGCAAUGGACUACACAAUGUCAAAGAUGUGAAGCCUUUAUAUUGAAUAUAGAUAAAGCUGUCUGCCUGCUGAUCAUUCACAAAUCGGCAGAGCUAUUUCUGUAUCAUUUCAUGUCAAUAGCAAGUGCAUUAUGAAAAUAUAAAUAGGUCUCUCUACGAAUCCCUGUAAUAAAAGGGAUGAGUCAACAUCUCGUUGUCUCUUGCUGAAACCUGUUUCUGGGGUCUACAUUAUCUUUGACCAUUUAUGUUUUCCUUUGGACCGUGUGGCAAUCUUAUGAAUGACGCUACAAUCUCAUUGGGUCUCCUCCAAAUUUUUAUUGUUUUCUUUGGCUUUACAGAAGAACUGCAAUCAGAUUGGCCCUGCAAACCUGGGUAAAAUGUAAACAUCACAAUGCUUUUCUUCAAGAGUAUUUAGAAUGUUAGAAUAGAAGUACGGGUGAUCGGAUCUGUGUGGCUGUGCCAUUGCAUUGGUCAGCUCCUGUCUCAUCACCCUUACUGUAUGAACUGCAUAAAACAUGAAGUUAAAAUUACUGUACUUUCAUUAUUAUGAACACAUUGAUUGAUGAAUAACUGAGUCCAGCGAUGUUAUAUUAUAUUGA
Ricinus communis (castor bean) is the source of this 2089-nucleotide messenger RNA. Its product is annotated as alanine--glyoxylate aminotransferase 2 homolog 3, mitochondrial. The record is from RefSeq and is a predicted model, not a curated record. Lineage: Eukaryota; Viridiplantae; Streptophyta; Magnoliopsida; Malpighiales; Euphorbiaceae. Gene Ontology annotation, cellular component: mitochondrion. The transcript is spliced from 9 exons. Gene Ontology annotation, molecular function: pyridoxal phosphate binding; transaminase activity. The coding region runs from base 80 to 1522 and encodes 480 amino acids.